Molecule: messenger RNA, 966 nt
Organism: Rotaria sordida
Lineage: Eukaryota; Metazoa; Rotifera; Eurotatoria; Philodinida; Philodinidae
Source: the annotation of a GenBank genome assembly
AUGGUGUGUUUUGUUCAUGAUCAUCAUUUUCUUUCUAAAUUCCAUGCUGCUAUCAAUCAACUACGGAAAACAAAUGAAUUUACUAUCUUAACAUUACGACAACUGCCAAAACGAUGUUGUUCAUGUCCUGAGAAAAGAAAUAAUAUGGUAUCUAAAACAAUAGAAUCAUUCUUAAAAUCAAUGGAUAUUAAUGAAUUACGACUUAUUUGUCUUCGACUUGAUUUAAAACAAUAUAUUGCUACUCAUAUCUUAUCAUCACCAUCAAAAAUAUGUAAUUAUACAAUUUUAUCCUUUCCUACUUUUUCCAAUUCAAAAAUGCAAGAUAUCAUAUCAAAUAAUUUUACUGUUCAACACGACAAUCAACUGCGUACUUUACAAAAAAUGCAUCAUGUUAGUCUUGAAUUUGUGACAUCGAACACAUCGCAGGAGUUAUUCAAUGAAAUUGCUCAAAUAAAAUUUGAUAUAAUAGCUAAAUGUUCAAAUUACUUAGAAGCAAUUCAAGCUAUUAACGGUCUUUGGGUUAUUAUUUCAACAAAAGAUCAAUCACGUGUUGAUAUUGUGGAACAUAUGCUUCAGCAACAAUGGAUCCAAUUUAUAGAGAACAUUUCCAUAUACACUACACAAAUGUUAUACCAUUGGCAACAGCAUCAACCUUCAAAAGUUAUCAACAAUAAACAUUUGAAUCUCGUGCAAUCUAAGAUUAAUAAACAAAAGAAGUCAAACAAACAAGCAGCGAAACUAUCCACACUUUUUCAAACGUCAAACGUCAUAGAAGAAACAGCAGACGCAUCGGAUGAAUUAGAAAAUGAAAUACAUUUUACUAGCGAAUGUUCGUCUGAUGAAAUGUUAAUGAUGACCAAUCCACGAUUCAACUUUCUUUUCAAUCGAUAUGACAAUUCUAAUAAAUUUAGACGACCACGCACCCAUCGACGACAACAUAUGUUGGCUAUUGCUAUGGCUGCUUAG